AUGAUGCUUCGCUCAGUUCCUCGUCGAAUUCCUCGACGUCUCCCCUCUCUCUCCGCGACUGCAGGCAGUCCCUCCCGCAACGCCCUGCGCUCCUUCACAUGCGGUUAUCCUCGGAUGUCGGCCUCCUCGUUACCGCCCGUCGCUCCCCCCGUGUCCUCCUCAUUGCCAGGCGACUCGUUCCAGCUCCUAUCCAGUUCCAACAAAUCUGGCGCAGCGGAGGACGCGCUCUACGAACAGCAGAUCAAAGAUGUUGAGGCGUGGUGGAAUUCGCCUCGUUUCGAAGGCAUCAAGCGACCAUACAGCGCCGCGGACGUGGUCAGCAAGCGGGGUUCACUUCAACAGACCUACCCCAGCUCUUUGAUGGCCCGGAAGCUGUUCAAUCUGCUCAAUGAGCGGGCAGCGGAAGGAAAACCAGUUCAUACGAUGGGUGCCAUCGACCCGGUCCAAAUGACGCAACAGGCACCGAACCAGGAAGUCCUGUAUAUUUCUGGCUGGGCAUGUUCCUCCCUUCUCACGAGCACCAACGAAGUAUCCCCCGAUUUUGGCGAUUAUCCUUACAACACCGUCCCCAACCAGGUUCAACGGCUCUUCAAGGCGCAACAGCUACACGAUCGGAAACAAUGGGAUGCGAGGCGGAAAAUGACCCCGGAGCAACGGAGCUCGAGUGAAUACGUCGAUUACUUGCGACCGAUCGUCGCUGAUGGUGAUACUGGACACGGCGGCUUGUCCGCUGUCAUGAAGCUGGCGAAGCUUUUUGCCGAGAACGGAGCCGCGGCCGUCCACUUCGAAGAUCAGUUGCACGGCGGAAAGAAGUGCGGUCAUCUGGCUGGCAAAGUUUUGGUGCCUAUGGGCGAGCAUAUCAACCGGCUUACUGCCGCUCGGUUCCAGUGGGACAUGAUGGGUGCGGAGAACCUGGUCAUUGCGCGAACGGACUCAGAAAGCGGACGAUUGAUCAGCAGCGCGAUCGACGUGCGCGACCACGAGUUUAUUUUGGGUGUGACGGAGGACGUCGAGCCUCUUGCCGAGACCUUGCAGGCAAUGGAGAGAGAAGGGGCAGUUUCUUCGGAGAUUGAUGCAUAUGAGCUGGACUGGGUUAAGAAGCACAAGCUUGUCACUUUUGACGAAGCCGUUGAUGCGCACCUCAAGGCAGAGGGAGCCUCCCACUCCGCCCGGGACGCAUACAAGAAGCGCGUGCAGGAGAACCCCGACCUGUCCAUCUCCCGCCGACGCGCCCUAGCCAACGACUACGCAAAGACACCGGUCGUCUGGUCCUGCGACAGUCCUCGCACCCGCGAGGGAUUCUAUCACUACCGAGCCGGCUUCCCGGCCGCCACCAAGCGCGCCAAGGUGUUCGCUCCCUAUGCCGACCUCCUAUGGGUUGAAACCGGGGACCCGAACGUCGAGAAGGCCGGCAAGCUCGCUGGCGAAGUGCGCAGCGCAUAUCCCGGCAAGAAACUCGUCUACAACCUCAGUCCGUCAUUCAACUGGAUGGGCCAGGGCUUCGACGAAGCGUCCCUGAAAUCGUUCAUCUGGGAUCUGGUUCAGCAUGGAUUCGUCCUCCAAUUGAUCUCCUUGGCGGGUCUGCACACCAACGCGACCAUCACGACGGAACUCUCCCGCGCUUUUAAGGACGAAGGUAUGCUCGCAUACGUGCGCCUCGUUCAAUCGCGCGAGAAAGAACUCGGUGUCGACGUCCUCACUCAUCAGAAGUGGAGCGGCGCACCCUACCUGGAUGGCAUCCUGGGCGCGAUCCAGAGCGGCAGCAGCAGCAGUAGGAGCAUGGGCGAGGGAAAUACGGAGAAGGGGUUCUAA
This is a messenger RNA of Aspergillus melleus, 1812 nucleotides long. It is a transcript of the gene ICL2, whose product is annotated as methylisocitrate lyase ICL2. NCBI's taxonomy places the organism in Eukaryota, Fungi, Ascomycota, Eurotiomycetes, Eurotiales, Aspergillaceae. Gene Ontology annotation, molecular function: isocitrate lyase activity; methylisocitrate lyase activity. The transcript has 6 exons. Bases 1 to 1812 code for a protein of 603 amino acids. The record is from RefSeq and is a predicted model, not a curated record. Gene Ontology annotation, cellular component: mitochondrial matrix.